GGUAUUUAUGCAACUUCCAGGGCGGACUUUUACGUAAGGGUACCGUACCUCACGCUCAUGCCGGUUGAAAUUGGACUCAUAGUACCUUGAAACGGUUGUUAUUGUAGUUUCUAAACAUGCCUUCUUGCACAUUUGCCUUAAAGAUUUUACCUCUAGUGACAGGACGGUUUGGUAGCAGAGCUUCAUGUCCUGCACUUGCAGCUGUCCGCGCCUUGUCAUGCACCGCAGCUCGCUGUCAGCUACACAAUGUGAAGGGUACCGGAGCUUUAACGGGCAAAGUGGACCGGUUCGGUGGAGUGACAGUGAACCUGGCUGAGAUCGGUUUACCUGCGGACAUCAGCGAGAAGUCUUUCAGCACACUAUUGCAAGGUUGGUGCUCCUAAAGUCGGCUAAAGCUUGCAAUGCCAAAAUCACGUCUUAAACCUACCUUAGAUUUCAUUCACAAACAUGAAAAGUUGUACUGAGACGUGAUUGCAGAAAGGACAAACAUGUUAAAUGAAUAAUACAGAACCUAAACAGUUUGCUGGUGUGACUUGGCACCUUUUUCUGGUUUGUGCAUUAAAUAAAAUUGAAAAAAUAUGCAUCAUUCAAGUGUCUAACAGAUAAACAGUAUACAGGUGAUUCUUUUAAUACAAGAAUGAAAGAAUCUCAAAGGGAAUUUUCAGUGACAGAAAUCUGUUAUUUUCCUCUCUGAUUUGCAAAUUUGCUCCUAUUUAGUUUAUACAGUGAUGACCUAAGAAUAUCUAUCAACCUAAAGAAUAUUGAAGAUAUCACCUUGGACUUGGAAGAGCUUUUUUUCCCUCUUUAUUGGCAUUUUUUAACACUUAACACUCACCCCAUAGAAAGCUAAAUGACAAUAACAAUAGAGUGAUAAUCAAUUAAUCUGGAUUGCCAAAUGUCAAAUAUCAGCCUCUUCAAAAACCAUGCAUUUUUAUAAAAAAAAAAAAAAUGAAAGUUUUAAGCAGCAAUCUGUGUUCGGUGAGGUCAGUACCUCCUGAAAUGACUUUGCACUACAGUGGUAAUGUAAUAAACCUGUAACGAUUGGUUUUCUUAAGGGUAGCGGAGGCAGAGGAAGCUUAAAGUGAUUUUAUUGUAAUGAACGAUGAAGGAUGGUGUGAGGUCUGGGGUCCAAAGAGUGCAGGGGGAUCCGUUGUGAGUGUGUGAGGCAGUGUGUGAGCUGACGGAGACAGCGGGUGAGUGGUUCAGGAUCGAGAGUGUGGCAGCGGAGGCAGAGGUUGGGCAGACACUGGUGGCUUGAGGAGGCACUAGUGGAGAAAGGAGGACAGCAGGGAUUAGUAACUUGCAAAACAUUCACUAGAACGCUAAGUUUUCAGUACUGUGAGAGUGGGAAUAAUCUGGCGAUGAGCAGUCUUCAGAGCUGAGCCUAAAAGCAGGUGGUGAUUAGGUGAUCAGAGGCAGGUGUGGAGGUGCAGGAGGAGGAGAAAAGGGUGAAACUCCACACAAAAUAAAAAACACUCCACAGAGCCAUAAAAGUGUCCAAACCAGCAAAAUCAUGACAAAACCCUCAUUAAUGGUGUAGGAGCCUAAAUGCAAUUUUAGUUACUUAAGAUGUGGAUAAUAAUUUAAGUUUACGGUGAUUUGGGUUUAUUUGGAUAAAAUUACUAUUUACAGUAUUUACAGAUUUAAAAUGUUUACAGUUCAUAAAUAAGUUAACAUUUCAUGCUUUCUAGUCAUGUCUGUGGAUCAUUUGAAGCAGGUGUUUCUCGUGGUUUUGCAUGCUUUACUGCCUUCAGUUGAUCUAGUGACGGUGUGGGUGUGGUUACCUGGCGUAUCUCAGGUCAGCGAGCAUGGAGUGGAGCCACACAGUUUUUUUUACCUCGCUCUCGCCCCUUUGUUGUUGGAUAUAUUCCAUCUCUUCAUAUUAGCUUUUUCUGUUUUGUACCAACCUUGCCUUUUUUGAAGUAAACAGUUGAACAAAGUUGGAUCUCACAGAGUUAUUUUAUGUUUUACCAAUGUGGAUUGUAAGGACAGAGGGGACGAUGAGAGCGUCAAGCUGAGGCUUCAUUAAUCAGGAACUUACAAAUGGGUUUGUGCAAAAGUACCAGAGCAGGAAAGAAUUGAGCUCUCCCACGCAAAAAGUUUUCCAUAUCCUGUUAAAGUUGAAUAAUUGACUUUCUCUCAGAUUGUGUUUUAAGUUUGAGCAUUUUUCCUGUUUUAAUGAUUUGUGCAGGCAUCAUUCUGUCACUUUUGCUUUAAUACUUUGCCCGUUUUUUAUUUUUAAUCCCUAACCAGCUGGAUGAGAUUUAAAGUGUCUCUGUUGUUUGUCAUUGUGUCUCUGAAAUCAGAUCAAUCAUCGAACAUUACCACUGAUACUUCCUGAAUCUCCACAGUGCCAUAAAUCAAUAAAGUAGCAACAUCCUCAGUAUAAAAAGCCUCUGGAUAGUUUUAAACUUGUCUCUGGUUUCUCCUCAGAUUCUCUGCUCCAGUGGAAAGCAGAUGGAAAAGUCGCAGUGUGGCUGCGGGUCCCCAUCUCUUUGAGUCGAUGUGCUGCCGCUGCAUCAACCCACGGUUUCACCUUCCACCACGCCAAACACGACCACGCCGUGCUGGCACUCUGGUUGGGAGAAGGAGAGAGCAGGCUGCCGGGGUUUGCAACUCACCAGAUUGGAGUGGCAGGUACAGAUUUGUUGACCUGAAAGCUCACACAGUGCUUUGGAGUGAGGUCUGCAAGAUACUCAUACCUUAACAGUGAGAAUCCUGGCUUCGCAACCAAACAGCGCAGUCUGAAUGAGCAGAUUUGUUCUUCAUCUGAGAAGGAUAAAGACCAGAAAGUACUCAUUUUAUUAUUUUGUACUGGCCGUUUGUUCCAUAUGUGAAAAUCUGAAUAUAAUGAAUAAAUCCUAAUAUUUCCAUCACUGACAGAUCACAGUUAUACAAGUUAUCUGCACCUUGCUAAACAGAAUACUGGAACAACGCUGAGAAUAAAAAACUCACUGUAUGAAAUGAGACGAGAUGAAGUAGAAUAAUACUUAACAUUAAUACUUUAAAUGGAAUAAAAAAAAAUUUGAGUAAAAUAGAAUUGAAAAGUAAACCUGGUGUACAAGGUAUGAAUAAAUAGGAGUUAGUCAGUGCAAUGAGGUUAGGUGGCUGAUUAAAGUAAACAUUAUGGGAUUAAAUGAGAAGAAAAGGUGCAGCACAGUGAACGUAAAAAAAGACAAACAUAGAGAAGAAAGAGGAAAUUAUUAUUGUUAUUAUGAAGCACUUUCAAGUUAAAUACGUUUCCAGGCCUUUGACAUAGCUCCCCCUGUCGGCAGUCCUAUGAGUUCACAGCCCUGAAAUCGAGGCGGGGGGGACAGGGUGGGAGCAUUGACAGAAACGGUGAGCUAUAGGAGAGUAAGGACUGAUUUUUAUAGUUGGGCACAGGUUUUUUUAAUUCAUUUGAAACAUCAGGAUGAUCAUAUGGCUUUAGGAAACCAGGCAGGAUUUUAUAAAUAAACUGAUAAUAAAAACAGCCAUUUACACCCUUGUGAAUAAAACUGGCUAAUUGUUUUAAAUGCAUUUCAGUUUAUUCUUAGUUAAGCAAAGACUACAGAGAAAAUGCUGCACUUUUACCUCUUAUUUAUUCUUAAGAAUAAAAGUUGUGAAAUUAUCAAAUCUCGCAUUUCUUCUGGACACAUGAUAUAUUUUAAUAUGAAUCAAUGCUGCAGAUUUGAAAAGUUAUAAUAAAUAUUGAAGCUAAAGUAAAAAACGCAUUAGGUUCUUUUUAACAAAAAAGUUUUAUUGCUCAUUUUUAUCGUGUGAAAAAUAGUUGUCUGUGGUGCACUCUCCAACUCUGGCCUAUUCGACUUUCUCUCACGUCAUGCUUGUUACUGUUUGGAGUUUGUUGCCUGAGAGUUUGCUGUCUUUCUGAUGUUCCAGCAGAGGGCAGAGUGACGUUUAUGUAUUUUUCUAACCAAACAGUGGAUGCACUGGAAGCAUGUCAGAACAUGUCCAGAGCAUCUUACGAACUGAAAGGAGGUCCAGAAACUCCCCUUCCUUGUUGCCAGAAUCCACCGACACUAACAAUGAUGUCGGAAUCUGAAACAUGCAGCUGUUUGGAUUUUCUGACGUGUGUUAGUCUGAGCACUUCCUGACCACAGCUCAUUAUAAUGACAGAGACAUGAGAAAAUAAGCUAAUUAUGAUCAAUCAGGACAUAACUCUGCAUAGAUAAGAAGAGGUUAUCCUGUCAUUUACUCUCGUGGUUUGUCUAAUGCUCAACAGUCUGCUCUGGGAGAAACAGAUCAGCUAUGAUGAACAGGGAGGACAAGGAAAUCUGAGCUCAGACUGUUGAACUCCUCACAUCAAUAUUUGAUGGGAAGUUUUUCUGCUUAAAUCAAUCAGUUGAAAAUAAAUAUGAUUUGGCAGUCCGAGCAAAACCUUUGACUCAAAUCACGAUUGGCGUAUUUUGGUCCAGCGUUUAAAAACUGCUGAUAUUCUCUGUCCCCAGUAUUCAUUUAGUCUCUUCUCUGUGAAUUUUGAUGUUUGUGCUCAUCAAGCGUCUCCCACAUUUGUUGCUGUCGUGUUAUAAUCCACUCGUAUAUAACAUUUUUCAGACUUGUAUUUAUCUGGCCCCAUUGUGCUUUACACUUAUCACAAUCUUCAAGGUGGCACUUUGUAAAAUACAGUAAUUUUACUGUAAUUCACUGUAAGUUUAGAAAGUUGAGUGGCAGUAAUAUAAUAUAUUUUUCAACACGGCGGCUCAUAGUCCUGAGAACCUGAGCCUAACAGAACCAUAGACAUCAACAUCUUCCCCAUCGAUGAGCUUUUUUAAGGAUGGAGGUGAAAAAACAUGGAGCCUUAAAGAAUUUCAAGAAAUAGCCAAAUUUCUCACACUGUCAAAACUUACUUACGAGCCAAAGUUACUUAGCACAGAUGAAAGUUAAAACAAAGUCGUUUAUCAAACUGUUAAAGCACACAAACCAUCGUCAAAUGAGAAAUCUGACGCUAUGACUCUCCACAAGUUGCUCUUCAAAAAAAAUAUUGACAUCCAAAAUAAUCGCACGAAAAAAAAACCCUCCCGGUGUGAAAGGACCUUAAAGCUGCCUUAAAGGUAUGUUUUAGUCAAUCUGAUUACCAGUGUGAUACCACAGCAGCUUGUUUUAACAUUUUCACAUAAGGUUCAAAUUUGUAACAUAAUGUGCGAGGUAGGAGUUCAUACCAGGGGGCGCCAAAAUCAACACAAACUGAAAGUUACUCACAGAACCGUUGAGGGGCUCACACUGACCUCCGGAGAUUUCUUUCACAGUCUCCUCGUUAACUGUUGACCAUUCGUUGUCUGUCAUUCAUGUAAUUAAUUUGUUAAAACUUGUCGCAGCUUUACAUCCAACUGAGAUCGUUAAAGUCUCCCAGUAAUAGCUCCAAUAGUAUGCAGAAUGAAGGAAAUACUGCAAAAGUAGCCUAGAAGUCACAACCAGUAUUCAACCAGUUUUUGCCAGAGAGCAAAGAGUUUAAAAACUGCUUUUAAUAAAUGGAUGGACAGACUAUAUCAAUAUAUAUCAGCUUUAGCUAGCAAGACUUGAAUCACUUCGCCUCUGCAGGUCGCAGGCGUUGUUUCAAAUUGAGGAGUCUUUCUUAGCACGUUGUUAGAUUCACUCACUUACACUGCCAAGUAUUUGCAUGACUUCUAGCCAAUGGAGAAGAGGCGCUGCUACAAUUGUCUUCCUCACUGGGUAUGCAGCCAAUUGCGUCAUUAAGCACCACCUGCUUGGUAAUACUCAUUGUAAAAUGAACAGGGAAUUAAAGCUGAAACUUGCUCAUUAAACCAUAAAUAACUGUUGAAUACUGAUCUGUCUUGAUGCGUGAAGGUGACCGAUGUUCUCAGUCUGAUCCACCUGAAAAACUAUUGCAGCAUCAGAGCUAUUGUGACCUUAUCAUGUUCACAGGAAAUAACUUUGAGCUCUGGAAAGCCGUGAGAAAAGCUGCCUAAAAAUAUGAAUAUCCAAGAAGACAUCAUUUUUGUGUCUUCACAAACCAGCUGUAACCUCAAGCUGUUCACAGUUUUUUACUACAAAACCCACAGUCUCCUGGUGAUGAUUUCUUUGGAUUUAUAUUCCUGUUUCUCUUUUUUCCUGCUGCUCCAUAUGAGUAUUUUAUUUCCAAGACAGAAGGCUUCAUAAUGAUAGCCUCCCUUAGUAACAACCAGGCCUCCUCCUGCGAAGCACCAUAUGGCACCAGGAUCCCAGAAUGACAUCAGUUUCCACUUGAAAGUCCAAGCCAGGCCUUCAAGACGACCCAUCCCUCUUUACACAUCUGUGACAUUCAUUUUAGGAAGUCUGUAAGCCUGUCUCAGCCGGUCAGACAGAGCAGCCGGAAAAGAAAGUGGCCUUUUCCCUCCUCCUCCUCCUCCUCCUCCUGAGCUGUCAGAAAUGGCACAUAGCAGCCUCCCUUAGUCACCGAGUCCUGAAAAAAAAAGCUGUUCAAACAAGAGAGAAAAAUGUAAAUGUUUAAGUGGGUGUUCAUUUCAUUCAGAAGUGCCGCUGAGUCACUCAGACUCUGUUUGGACUGGAGAGAGUAAGGAAUUUCCCAUAUAUCUUUCUAUUAUAUCGCAUUUAAACCCAUUUUAUUCUGAACAAGCUGCAUAUACAGUAUUUCUCUUUUACAAACUAUCAAGUUUCCUGAAUUACCUCCUAAUAUUCUUCUGUGGUUAAAUCAGCUAUAGUCAUUAUUUUUGUAUCAACCAGCGGGUCCCAUUUUGGUUUAAAUGGUUUCACAGAAAAACCCAGAAAGUUUAAACCAAACCUAUUCGGCUUUAUGAAGCAUUUUAGCAGCUUUCAGCUCACGGUUUUGAUUUUGCAGCUUGUGCCUUUAUGGUUUUGGGUCACUGCUGCCGCUCUCAUCAGCCCAUUUUUGCAGCCACGGCACAUAAACCCAUACAUACCACCUGCUCUGCACUCAGUGGAGCAGCACUAAAAACUCUGGCCUAAUUUGGGUGAUAAUACUUUGCAAGAUUAAAUGGCAGAUUUCACUUUUAUUUAGUGUUUCAACUCAAGUUAGAAUGAUGCCCUGUUGAUCCUACAGCCUCUCUCUUGUGGUGCUCAUCCGUCCCUUUGCUUUUCAGACACACCUGCCUCCUCCUCCUGCUCCUCUUUCUGCUCUCCCCUUUCCACCUGUAGCUGCCUGAUAGUUGUACAAUGUGUCGAAGAUACACUAGUCCACCUUUAAUCUCAGGGAGAAAAAAGGAGCUGCUAGCUUGUAUACACGUCUGACUGAUUGAUCUCUUUUGAAUGUUUUACUGAUCAUUUUUUUGUUGUUUAGGUGCAGUCGUGGACGAAUCCAACGGAAAAGUUCUGGUCGUCCAAGACAAAAACAAGGUCAGAUUUCUCUCAGCUGCUUUUACAAACUGAAUAUGUAACCACUCACACGCCAUCAGAUUUAAUUAGGACGAAGUGUGUCGUGAUUUUUUUGUAGGUUAGCAGGGGAAGGUCCUGCCCUCCUUCGCCUCUGAUUGGCUAGAAGUGCUGGGCUCUGAUUGGUUAUUCCUAAUGGCUGUGAAACGUCAUCGUCUGUCUGGUUAGGGUUAGGGAUAGGAUUAGGAUUAGGGUUAGGAGACUCAGAAGUGCGAUAAUGUUCUGUAAUGUUCUGUUCAAUGUACACAGCCCACGUUUAGCUUGAGUGUGUGAUGACGUUUCCAGCUUUUCUAGCCAAUCAGAGGUGAAGAAGGCGGGACUUUUCCCUACCAUCCUACAAAAACAAAUAUCGCGUCCCGAAAAACUCGAUUUGCACUGCACAUGUGCGAAACAAACGUCACUUCCUCUCUGCGUAUUUCAAUACAUUUUACAGCAGUUAGUCUUUACUAUUUCUACCUACCCGAUCCAUACUGCGCAAGCGCAAAUAAAAACUUUAUUUAAACUAUCAAUCGAUUUCAGAAACCAGCUGGUGAUGUGACAGGCUAGCUAGCAGGAGGCUCCAGGGUUCAUACCGAGGCAUUCGCCAGAGCUCCUGCCCAGCACGGUGAGACAUUUUGGGCCACAGAGAGCGCCACCACCUGGUCCAAAUUAUGGUUCUCUGACUUUUCAAAGAAUCAAGGGGGGAUGCUCUGGAGGUGUUUGGCCUCCCAUGGUGCACCCUACCCGGGCCACAGAGAGCGCCACAACCCGGUCAAAAUGAUGGUUCUCUGACUUUUUUUUAAAAUUCCCUAGCAAUUUUACAAUUCAGCUGUAGUAGGAAACUUUAACCGUGAAACUGGGCGCCAUUCUCUUGUUUUUUUGGCGCUCUGCUUCAGUCAGGGGAAGCACUGCGUUCAGGAGAAAAGUGUGUUGCUGUUAUAAACUGAAGCUUCCAUUCUGACUGAAACGAGCUCGCUGAUGUGAUGCUCAAGUGUCGAAGCUGUCGCAAACCACAAGGGGCAAAGAAUUGCUGAGCUGUGGCAAAGAUGGCUAGUAGAGGAAGUGGCGUUCGUUACAAAUAUGCGCAGUACAAAUGGGGUUUCCUGGAUGGAUCAGGUAGCGACAGUGAUUCUUGCAAUAUCAGCCAUUUAAAAAGUUUUAUUUUGAAUAAAUGAAGGUAUAUGCUGACGUAAACGAAACGUCACAAGUCAAAUUGAAAUCUAUUUCCCUCAGAGCAGAAUCUGGAUACCUCAGAUUUUAAAAGAUUACAUAUACAAGAAUAUUAGUUUGCAGAAAUACACAUAACUAAAAAUGAAAAUGAUGACAUUUCCUGGCUGGUCAGAUGUUAUUUUUGCAGGUAUUGGCUCAGCCCAACAACGUUUUACCACUAGUACAAAAAUGAGCCAAAGAAGCAUCAGAUAUCUCGGUGCCUCUAAAAUUGUUAGUGAUUAGUUGUGUUUGUUUAGCGAGUUGUGUGUCGCCUCUGUUGAUCCAGACGUGGGUGGAAGUCCUCUCAGACCUUCAGCUCCUCUCCCGGUGAACACACCUCCACACAAACCUCGGGUAAACACACUGUUUACUUGAGCUGAAUGCACUCAAACAACUCUGGGAGUGCGAGUCUGCGUCAGCUCUCACAGAGACCCGCUGUAGUGCUGGAGGCGGUACAAGGUUGACUUACAGCAGGCGUCUCUAAAAGGGUCUUUACACAGAUUUGUUUGCAGUCUGAGUUGGCCUAAACAAGAUUGCAGCUGAUUGAAAAGGCCUGAUUGCACCAUGAUGCAGAAAUUUGGAAAACACUUCUCCUCACCUUAAAAACACACGUGUGCUUAUAAAGUCACUUCACACAACCUUUUGGUUACAUAAGAGUAAAAACACUUAUAAAUAAUAUUUUUAACUGACCACAAACCACCACCACCACCACCGCUGCUGAAACAACUGACCCUUUCAUGCAUGGUGUCCACCACAGUGGACAGAACUUUACAUGUUAGCAGCAUGCGCCAACCACAUGGUGGUAAACCCUCAAAGAAUAAUCUGAUAUAAUUCUUUUUGCCAGUUUGAAAUAUUGCAUCAAAAUAUAUGACGGCAGCCAGAGAAGAAGAAGAAACUCCAAGUACUGCUGGAAUAAGAGUCAAAUAUAGCUGUUUAUGGCGAACCAGAAAGAAAUUCUCUAAGUGCUUUUGUUCAGAUUCUAGUCAUCAUCUUUUCUUGUGACUGAAAUUGCAGUAAUUACCCUAAUAUAAGACGAACCUGUUAAUAAAACAACCCCUAGACAAGAUGACUGCAUGAAUCUAGUCCAAACUUGUCUAUCUUUUGUUUCUCUAUACUGAGAACAGACUGUGGCAUCUGUUGUAGGCUGACCUGUCCUUUAACUAGACCUCAACACUACGGGCUCUGUUUUCGUGCUCGCCGGCAGGGCGGCGGAGGGUGGCGCAACCCGCGCAGUGGUAUUUUCGUCAGGUGGAGCCCGGCGCUCAGCCAGUUUGGUAUUUUCGUAGACUGAGGCACACCGAGGUCCGCCAAGCUGGGCGUGGUGGUGGGGUAGGGGGAGAUGUCGACAGAAUCAGCUGGCGCAGUGACAUUUCGUGCUCGCCGGCGGUGCAGAAAGUGGUUAUUUACUUUAAGCCUACAAACAAACAUUAUAAUAUUCAGUUUUGUGAGCCAAAUUUAUUUUAUAUGCCAACAUCUAUGAAAGAAAGAGCCAGGCCACAGAGCGCGAUGCGUCCUUUACGUACAGGUGGUUCCGAUUUUAAUGCCAUUAUUGGAAUUUAUGUUGUGAUCUGUGCACUCAACCCACCUUUGUCAUGUGAGGUUUAAAUAUGUGCAACUUUAUGUGAGUGUCUUUAGUUGUGGAAAAGGAUGUUUGUCUUACCAUUGGGUACAACCUUACAAACACCAAAUCCAUCUGUGCUAAUAUGAGAGAGUGUGGAGGACGCCCUCUGCAGCGCUUACAGUGACACUUGUUGAGGGGCUGCCUUCUGUCACCAUCGUGUGGCAUUGCUGUCUUCAGACAUCUCUUGAUCUCUUCGACUACUUCACGAAAAUUGUAAUAGGGCUCGCCGGUGGCGCAUUUAAAGGUGAGGAGAGGAGCUGAUAUGAUUGGCAAAAAUAGGUCUCAGCUUUGUUAAACCCACUCCACGCCUUAUCCCCUCCCUCUCUACGUCGUACGCCGCUGGAAGGAGCUGAGUUAGGGAGGGGGGAUACUUACGCCGGGCUGCACCGCUCACCAAAAUACCUUAUCGGUGCUGUGGACCUGAUUUACACUGUGCCUGCACCACACUGCCGGCGAGGCAAGAAAAUCGAGCCCUACUGGUUAUUUAUUCAUUUGGAAUUUUAAUAUUUAUUUGGGGGGUUUUGGCUCCUUUUAGAGAGAUGACAUGCCAGAAUCAACUAGGAUGGACUAGUAGACUUGCGCUCCUAAGGGUAUGCUCUGAUUAUUGGGCCAUAUUAUUUAAAAUUUGGACAUAAUUUACAAAAGGAUACUUCAACAAAACAGCAGUAUUAAACAGUUUUUAGAUUUUAAGGUGGCACAUAUGUGUCCUCAUCCAUCUAUGUAGAGGAUGGAAUAGCAAAGAGAGGGAUGUGCUUGACGUCAGAGCAUCUGUGUGAGAGACCUGAUACACUUCUAUCAGCAUUUAGAGUAGGGGUACCUAUUACAGGGGGUUAUAAAAUAAAGAUCAUAUGAUGAAUUUAGUUCACAGUAUCAUCGGCAGAGUUUUAACUCACCCUGCAACAUGUGUCCCAGUCAGGAGGUUUAACAGCGUGUAAUGUAUCUUAACGGCUUUUGUCCUGCAGCAGAGGAAAAAAGUUAGUGGCCUGAAAGUGUGGAGAGAGUUUUAUCUCUUCCUCUCCUCCUCCUCCUCCUCCUCCUCCUCCUCCUCUGCUUCCCCAUAGAGCUGUUUACUGGAAAUGUCUUUAUAACAGUCUUGCCCUUUGGCAGCAGAGCGUCUCUGGCAGAGCGAGCCAGUUCAGAGCUCACAACUUCCUUAAGAAAAUAAGACAAAAACCACACACAGGACAUUAUCAGCCUCACAUCAGCACAAAAGACAACCAACAGAUCCUCAGUGGACUGAGGGAAAGUUCAUCCAUCGGGACACUGAAUGAAAUCAUGGGUGUAAGUGUUUAAUCCACCCCGUAGUCCAAUGACAUUUCACAUUAUUUCCCAAAAGACUCUGCGCUAACAGUUCACGAAUGUUUGGCAUCCAUGAGCAAGCAUUUUUGGUAAUAUUACUUCACAUUCAGCUCCAGCGAGAAUGGACAUUUUACAGGGGAAAAAAAAAAAAAUAAAAUAACACACUCGUCAGAGUUACACAAUAUUCCUUUAUUUCUCCCGACAAACACUUGUUCGAAACAGCUCCAAAAAUAAAGCAUUCUGUUGAAAAUACGUGAAAAAUAAAAGCUGUAGUGCAUUUGUGUUCCUCUCAAAGUUCUCGCAAAAACAAGGAAAAUCUAGGAUAGUAUUAUAGCUUAGCAUACAAAAUUCUUCAAGGAACUACAAAAAUAUAUACAACACUGAUGUUAUAAUUUAACCAGCAGCAUUAUGUUAUUUAAAUAUAGAGGAUAAGUGGUGAAACACUUUUGGAGGACACACUAAAAAAGCAUAUCUCUGACACAUAUAAUGUUGCUUGGAAUAUAUAUCUGACUAUUUGCCAUUCUUUAACUCCAAAAAUCUACUUUCAUACUCAAAGUUUGUGCCACCAAAAAAAGAAAGUGGGAGCUCAGGCUGCACAGGCGUUUCAAACAAGGCUAAAAUAACCACUUUUUGAAGACUACAUGUUGAUAUUACUCUAAGAUACAUUUACAGCAGUGCCGUCCAUCACAAGAUGUGUUAAAUUUUAACUUUUGUUCUUGUGUUUUCAGACCAAGAAUGCUUGGAAGUUCCCCGGAGGCUUAUCAGAUCCAGGAGAAAACAUUGGUGAGCGAUAAACUAAUACAGUACUUCUAGGUCCAUCCUUCAGUUUGACUAUUACGCUUAAAGACGAUAUACAUUCAUUGAACUGUACUAAAUAAGGUACAUAAUAUAUGCAAAGAAUUAUAUAUCCAAAUUCACCUUUUUGAACAUCUCAAAAGCAGCUUUAGUGUUAUAUAUAAGACUCGUCCCAAAAAGCAGCCUCAGAUUUUCGUAUUUACAAAAAUAUAUAAAUGCUUUUUUCCUUUUUGUUCUGAUCUCUAAAAACAUAAAUGUGUUUCCCUCGCUGGAGUCAUCGAGAUGCAUACAUACAUUUACAUUUGCUGUAUCGAAUCUCCCAUAGGUGCCACCGCAGUCCGUGAAGUCUAUGAGGAAACCGGCGUCCGCUCCGAGUUCAGAUCUCUGCUCAGUAUCCGGCAGCAGCACAACCACCCCGGCGCCUUCGGCAUGUCCGACAUGUACAUCAUCUGCCGGCUCAGCCCCGUCACCUACGACAUCAACUUCUGCACGCAGGAGUGUCUGCGCUGUGAGUGGCUGGACCUCACCGAGCUGGCCAAGACCAACGAGACCACGCCCAUCACCACCCGCAUCGCCCGGCUUCUUCUUCACGGCCUGGAGCGAGGCUUCCAACACGUCGACCUCACCAUGGAGGAACUGCCUGCUGUCUACUCCGGGAUGUUUUACCAGCUGUACCACCGCCAGCUUCCUCCCACGCUGAAACCUUAGCCAGCCGUCGAGGACGUGAAGUAGCAUCUCAUGCCUGGAUGAACUAAUUACUCGUGAACUGUAUUUAUGACUGACGUGAUCUUUGCUGUUUAUUUCACACACUGACUGUUACUGUGGAAGAAUUUUGGUGCAAUAGACUCGGUGCAAUCACUCUUUACAUUUUAAGAAACUUAAGUACCUGCAGAGUUUUUAAUGGUUUAUUAAACAUGUUUUUAGCAGCUGUUUUAGGAGUCCAGCAGGUUUGAUUUUCAUGGUAUUGAUCUGAAGUCUGCUGGAGUUUAACUGGGAAUAAAUAAGUGAUUUUGUCAUCAGUAUUUACGCUUUCUAGCUCAACACCUGUAAAUAAAGGUCGGUGUCCAUUAAGGCCAUUUUUAAGCUUGCAGCACCCAUUUUUUUAAGGAAAACAAAAAGCAUUUUAUUUUUCUCUUUAGCGCAAAAACACUUUUAGUUUCAGUAGUUUUUUUUGCUGUUUUCAGGGCUCCGUGUCGAAAACAGACCAUUUUAAAAUCAAGAAGGGACUGAUUUCAACUUUAUCAGCAACAAUAGCGGAUGUCCAAACAAAGGGGAAACUACACUUUCUUAUAUCAGGUACAAUUUUGGACCCACACUCACGCUACACUCUGGAAACUUCCUCUACUGUCGCUGCGAAGAUGUCGUCAUGAGUUGGUCGACUGAAAAUGACUCUGAGGAGCAGAAGUAACAGGGGGACGACUUUGAAGCCGUGGGUGCUGCUGGCUUAAAAUACGGCGUGAAAGGACACUCAUCUUAUUAGCUCUCGAAGCGAAUGAAUGAAGCUAACAGCCUGCCUGUCAUGAAGCUCAUCGUUCACGAUAACAAUCUUGGGUUUUUCUUCAGUGCCAUUCAGACUGUUUGCACAAAUCUCACCUCAUACUGUAGAAGUAAAGUGGACGAAGUAACCACAAACUCAGGAAGUGUUUUAUGUUUUCUUUGAUUUUGUUCAGAUACUAAAUAGUGUUCAAAGUUAUGCAUUGUGCUUGUAUUUAGAUUUUGAUUUGUGUUGAGUUUCACUAUUUUCAAGCAAAGUUUGGUUUCACUUGAAAAAUUGUAUCCCUUGUAUUUCAUAUUCAAGCAUACGGUAUGUCGUUUUUACCGGUUUUCUGUAACUCUUAAUACCUCAGGAGAUGUUUAACCAUCAUUCAGAGAGGCAAAAGUAAUAUAAGGCUUGGGUUUUAUAGGUCUGUACUUGAUGCCAUAGUAAAAGCCAGGUGUGAAGGUACUGCAGGUGUGAAAGUGAGGCUGAAUAAGAAGCAGACACGCUGAGGGUGAAACAGUCAGAGAGCAUCACAGCUGUUUAGGGCAAUGUGCACGGAGCAUGUUGUCUUCAUUGCCGUCACAUCGUCAUUCUUCAGGCAUAAAUAUUCCCAAACCAGAUCCCAGAUUAGCAUUUGGCAGACAUCGGAAGAAAAAGUAUGGCCUUUUGACCCGGUCCAGUUUUGCUUCCAGACUUAUACUGGCCAGUCCGCUUCAGUGCCACGUACAUGUUGGGGUACUUCCUGGAGCGGUAGGUGUUGUAGUUGUUGCUCUCCAGUCGCUCCAAGAAGUGACAUUCAUCUGUUGCUCGUCUCUGUGGAGAAAGCACAGAGGUAAUGUCAGAUUUAGGGGUUAAUAGGAUUUAGAGAAGUUUGCGGUCUGCAGCUUCUCACUGUCAUGAAUGAACGCUGUUUCUGUGCAAAUCUGGGGAAUGUUGGGAAAAACUGUGAAAUGGGGUAUCAGGAUAUUUGAAGUGGCAUUUCAUUAAACAAUUUAUUAUAUUUGAAGUAUGUUAUUUGUGUCUAUCUUCCUUACAUCAUCGUCAGAUUUCAGUCGUCAGGGCUAAUAUGUCGGUGUUUAUAACUAAUUACCACAAAGAGAAAAAAAAAACAGGAAGUUGAAAAUCAGUUAUGAAGCUAAUCAAGAUGUACUGGAGGGAAACUGAGCUUACAUACAAACACAAACAUCAGGGUUUGGAUUUGGUCCCUGAGAUGUCGUGUCACACUUCACCUCUCUGAACGUCGUCCCUCGUAGAAACAUGAAGAAAACAUUAAUUACUGAACGUCUGGCCAAAAUCUUGCUGUCUCGCUGGGCGUUAGCCGCCCUGCACCCAGUCCAACAAGAGGCUUUUGUUUUUAGUCAACUGUGACUGCACAGCUUUGGAGCCAUUAGUCAGAAGACUUUCUCUUUCAACUGGAGCAACCUCGAGGGUGCUUUAAUUAUAAAAAAAAAAAAGGCUGUAGCUGCCAUUAAACAGCAUCAUAGCUCAGAAAUGAAAGUAAGCAACAGUUAUGUGGUCAUGUUUUGUUGUUUUUGUAGUUUGAAAGACACUAAGCCUUUAUCUAAACAUAGCACAGGCUUAAAUACACCGCAAGAAGUACAACCCCUAUUCGCAGAAAAAUGAUAGACGUCCAUUUGAAGCCAGCAGAACUUCAGAAAGGUUGAGAUCAAUGGAAAAGCACCUGGAGUUUACACCGUCAAACUGUUUGAUUGGAUUGCUAACAUGACUGCGUAUAAAAGGGGCAAGACAGGGUCUCUCAGGUGUAAAGAUGGGAAGAGGAUCAUGAGACUGCAUGUUGAUAAUGUUUGUAAUACUUGACGAAUCUGUAAAGAAAUCCCUGUAACAAAAAGGAUGGCUGUGAUCGCUCGGCUUCAGAUUAAGGACUAAAUAGAAUGAACGUUGUGUUUCUGUGAAAGGAAUCAGUUUAUGGAACAAUCUGAACAAAGACAUGAAAGAAUCCAAGUCAAACAUAACAUUUAAAAGAUUAAUUAAAGCCAGUAUGUUAAGGAAAAAUAAGGAAAGUUAUAUCUGAUUUUCAUACCAUUGUAAUUUUGUUGUUGUCUGAAUUGUAACUUGUGGAGGCCAGCAGCUGUAUUUUUAUUUCAUUAUAUAUUUUUUUGUUGUGUUUUGUUUUGGCUGUUGUUGCUUUUCUUUGAUUUGAUUUGAUUUGAUAUUAUGUUAAAUUUGUUUGUAAAUUGAUUUCUGGGAAUAAAGGGGCAGAUAAAAUAAGAUUAGUCUUCUUUCUGCUCCCUUUCAUUCUAGAUAGGAGAACGUUUGUAUUUAAAAUAAAUGGUUUAUUUUUGUUUUUAAAGGAAUGAAAUAAAGAAUAAAUGAAUAAUGAAUGAA
Molecule: messenger RNA, 16076 nt
Organism: Xyrichtys novacula (pearly razorfish)
Lineage: Eukaryota; Metazoa; Chordata; Actinopteri; Labriformes; Labridae
Source: the annotation of a GenBank genome assembly